Messenger RNA from Mucor velutinosus, 3384 nucleotides. RefSeq lists its product as uncharacterized. The coding region runs from base 1 to 3384 and encodes 1127 amino acids. The transcript has 7 exons. Gene Ontology annotation, molecular function: ATP binding; ATP-dependent protein folding chaperone. Lineage: Eukaryota; Fungi; Mucoromycota; Mucoromycetes; Mucorales; Mucoraceae. The record is from RefSeq and is a predicted model, not a curated record.
AUGACUCGGGGAGAAAUCGACGUUCUACCGGAGAUUCUGUUCUCUCAGCAGACAAAGAAGCAAUUCAGCCGUGUGCUAGGCUUUGAUCUUGGAUCAUCUGCCCUUAGUUGCUCGCUUUCCAAUGACAAGACACCAAUUACUGCCACUGUGUUUCAGGACUGGGCCAAUGGAUCGAAAAACGAACCGCUUUUUCCUUCUUGUAUCCAGUACAAGAACUGGUCAAAGACAACAGACUGCAACAACAUUAAAAUAGGCUUUGACGGCCGCCCUGAAGAAAAUCCACUGGACGAAGGUGAUCUCUACAUCCCAAGCAUCAAACGCCAUGUCAUCCAAUGGAUUCAACAAGGCACUCAAGAUGACCAACCCGAUGCCCUUCUGGUUCUUUCCGAUUUUUUCAAGGCUACUCGUACUCACUUUGAAAACGCAUUCAAGAGGUUCAAUGAAAAGCUGGACAAGACUCAAGAACAAAAACAAAAAGCUUGCAACCCGAAAACUGCUGCUGCUACAAAACAUUAUAGCUUGGGUGAUUGUCGAUUUAGUUUCGCCGUGCCUGAUGGUCUUGCUUGCAAAUCAGAGUAUACAAAUCUCAUUCGAAAGGCUUUUGUGCAGGCUGGUUUUCUCAAGCAGGAAGAUGUUGCCAAUCGACUGAUAUUCGUAAGCGACGCGGUCGCUGCAGGUUACAGUUGUGUUCACGCACCACAGAACUUUAGCGGCAUAGAGCUUGACACCAACUACCUUGUCGCUGAUCUGGGGUAUGAUUCAACCAAAAUCGCCAUCGUUCAAGCCCAAAAAACUGCAGCCACCAGCACUGUUUUACCAUCCGCACACGAAACUGCAAUUGCAGGCUAUGGUAGCUUCAGUGACAAUUUUAGAAAGUACAUCACAGAGAGAUCAGAUACAUUCAACCUGGAUGCCACUCAACCCGAGAAGGUGGAUUUGUUUGUUGCUGCUUUUGAAACAUACAAGACGAGCAAUAUUGACUUGAAUAACGACACUGGAGAAACCGAAUUUACUGUCAACAAUGAGCCCGUCAUUAUUAGCAACAGAGAUCUGCGAGAACAUGUAUUCAAACCCUACCUGGAUGACAUUUUCAGCCUCGUCUUUAAGCAUUGUCAAACCUACAGAAUAGCCAAGAUCUUUUUCCGUGGACAGUAUUGCCAAGAUCCGUACUUUGACAAGGCCUGCAGCAACUUUGUCACAGACGGUCAAUACAGUUUUCAUCGUAUACCCAGAUGUUUCGUCUGGGGAAAGGAGCCAGAAUACAUGAUUUCCAAUGGCGCUGUUUCCUAUGGUCUUCGCUCUGCCUUGGUACAGGUUCCCUUAUUCAAGCCCACAGAGACUCCUGCCAACCAAUCAGAUGAAAGCAGUAAAGUGCAGAAAACGAAGGACAGCACUACAUCAAGCGACAAGUUCUCUCAUUUAGAUUUACCCAAGGGCCAUUUUGCAGUUGGCAUUGAUUUUGGUACCACAUUUUCGGGAUGCUCAUAUGCUGAUAUUAGCAAGAUGAAGCCGGGAGAGAAGCGCGCCAUCGAAACAAUCGACGUUUGGGACAAAGCCUCUACCUAUCCAAAGAUCUCCACUGCUCUGAGGUACAAUCAGAGCUCUGGCAAGUUUUCGAAAUUUUGGGGGUUUGAUGCAUUGAAAGCCAAGAACGAAAUGAAGCCUGGAGACCUAAAAUUACAGUACUUUAAGCUCUUACUUUCGCCUGAAAAUGUCAAGAGAUUCUAUGGCAAUGGCAACAGAGAGAUCAGAGACGUUCAAGACCAAUUAUACAUGGUUGACUUGAGCUCUAAUGGCAACAGACAGGCCGGGAAUUCCAAAGCCUUAACACCGGUUGAUAUCAUUGCCAAGUAUCUCAAGUAUUUUAACAGCAGAAUCAAGGAGCAUUUGGAGAAAAAGACGGGCAUCAAGGCUAAAUCACUGAAACUAAAAUAUGUCAUUACUGUGCCUGCCAUGUGGACGGAUACUGGACGAGCUACUAUGAUCGAGGCUGCUAUCCAGGCUGGCCUUGUCAAAAGCAAUGAAGGAAAGUAUAUUCAACUAAUCACAGAACCCGAGGCAGCGGCACUUUCUUGCGAGAAGUUCAUGAAGGAUACCUUGAAGUUGAAUAGUGCUUUCUAUGAAGAAGAAUUGGUCUUUACUGUUUUUGACGCUGGAGGAGGUACUGUUGAUCUAGUCACUUUCAAGCAGACCAUUGGAAAGACAGAGGAUGGCAAGGAGGAAAGAAGUAUCAAGCAGAUUGGAGAUGGUAAUGGCGAUACUUGCGGUGCCGCUUAUUUGGACACAAGAUUCAAAGAAGCCAUCAUUGAUUUUUACAAUGAUACCAUGGGACAAAGAAUCAAAGGAGAAGGCUUCUUCAAUUAUCACGUGGAGUAUUUUAAGGAGAAUAUCAAGAAAAACUUUAUGCCUAGCAGCCGUACUGAUGCCGUGUAUAGAAUCCCGCUACCUGCUCUCCCUGAAAUUCCUCUAGAUACCAAGCCAAAGCCCUAUGGAGAAUCGAAUGACCCUAGUAGACCCAAGCUAAAAUGUAGUCUCAUUGACAAGAAUACUGUUCUUGAGAUUUCAGUGGCUGAAAUCAAGCGAUGCAUAUUUGAUCCGAUUGUGGAUAAGGCAGUUGACGUGCUCAAGACACACCUGGAAAAAACUAGCAAUAAUCGACCUUCCGCUAUCCUGAUGGUGGGUGGCUUCAGCCAGUCAAAGUAUCUGAAGCAAAGAAUUCAAAGCUUCUGCUUGCAAGAAGACAUUCCUCAUGUAAGUGCUCCUCCUAAAGGUGUCACUGCCAUCUCUCGCGGUGCUGUCAGCUAUUUCCUGGAGCCUCGUCUUGUGUCAAGAAAGAUUGCUUCCAGUUCUUAUGCUCUAUGUGUUGACCUGGCUAACAAGUCGAACAACGCAAGCCAUCUGUGUUAUUUCAUUCGAAAAGGUGCGUCCAUUGAAGUAGAAGAAAAGCUAUACACAAAGACUGUAUCAGUCAUGUAUCCUGGAAGCGCGGUCAUAGCUCUUUUCGCCCACGAUGAACCAGAAGGCAAGGCUGCGGAUGAAGUUGAAUCAGUAGGCAAGUGUAAGAAGGAGGUUGAACCCUACACAUCCAAUGAUGGCAAAAACGUAAAAAAGGUCGCUGAAUACGUGAUUGAUCUGCCGGAUUCUCCGUUGCUUUCUCCUGGUACAAUGGUGGAUUUGCAAGUUUCUUUCAAAACGGCUAUUGACGGCGUCUCGCUUGACAUAAAGAGUGUGGAUGAUAGAAUCGGAUUACAGACAAGCGGACAAACUGAUGAGAAGUGUAUCUCAUUCAAGAGAAUUGAAAUGGAUCCUCUAAAAAUCAAUUUGAAUAAGGAAGGUUUGCAACGCAUGAGCAUAUUUGGCAUCUCAUUUUCAAAAGGCGGAUAG